This is a messenger RNA of Quercus robur (English oak), 865 nucleotides long. RefSeq names its product germin-like protein subfamily 1 member 13. The transcript is spliced from 2 exons. NCBI's taxonomy places the organism in Eukaryota, Viridiplantae, Streptophyta, Magnoliopsida, Fagales, Fagaceae. The record is from RefSeq and is a predicted model, not a curated record. Bases 30 to 743 code for a protein of 237 amino acids. Gene Ontology annotation, molecular function: manganese ion binding. Gene Ontology annotation, cellular component: cell wall.
UAUGUUUCUCAUCCCUCACUGAAGCAAGGAUGGAAUACCAUAAGAUAGAGAUAACCUCCUCAAAUAUAAUGCAAGGUGUUUCUUUUCUUGCAACUGUGGCCCUUUUGGCCUUGGCAUCCUCCUUUGCUUCUGCCUAUGACCCUAGUCCUCUGCAAGACUUCUGUGUCGCAAUUAACGAUGUCAAAUCUGCUGUGUUUGUGAACGGAAAAUUUUGCAAGGAUCCUACAAUGGUCGUAGCGAAUGAUUUUUUCUUCUCUGGAGUUAGUAAACCUGCAGACACUGCAAACAAAGCAAACAAAGUCGGAUCAAAUGUCACUCUUGUAAAUGUCGAUAUAUUAGCAGGUCUCAAUACUCUAGGCAUAUCUUUGGCUCGCAUUGACUUUGAAGCAUACGGCUUAAAUCCUCCUCACAUUCACCCUCGUGGCACUGAACUUUUGGUAGUCAUGGAGGGCACUCUCUUAGUUGGAUUUGUCACAUCCAACCCAAACAAACUUUUUACCAAAGUUCUAGACAAGGGAGACGUCUUUGUAUUCCCAAUUGGACUCAUUCACUUCCAAUUCAACAUAGGGAAGACCAAUGCUGUUGCCUUUGCUAGUCUUAACAGCCAAAAUCCUGGGUUGAUCACUAUAGCAAAUGCGGUCUUUGGAUCUAAACCUCCCAUCAAUCCUGAUGUUCUCAUCAAGGCCUUCCAACUAGACAAGGGUGUAGUUGAAUAUCUUGAAAAAGAAUUCAUGUCAAACUAGAACUCUAAAAAAUAUAUGUAAUAGGGACGGUGAACCAUUAUAUGGUUUGAAUAAAGUUUGUCCUGAUUUCCCUUUUGUAAUGUCAGAGAAAUAGUAUUAUCAAAUAAAAUGGUUUUUUAUGA